AUGGCCAGCAACUCCUCCUCCGCCACGCCCGUGGAGGACACAAUUCGAACAAAGAUCACGGAGGCAUUGAAUCCGACCAGCCUGACGAUCCGGAACGACUCGCACCUCCAUUCCCACCACAAGGCCAUGGAAGGCUCGACGUCGAAGGAGACGCAUUUCUUUCUCGACAUCACAUCCCCGUCAUUCCAGUCCAAACCCCAGCCGGCCCGGCACCGGAUGGUCUACGCGCUGCUGAAGGACGAGCUCGACCGGCCCGGCGGCAUCCACGCGUUGCAGCUCCGCACCAAGACGCCCGAGGAGGUGGAGAGGGGCCAGCUCGCGGCGAGGCGGAAGGAUGCGGCGGUGGCGUGA
Fonsecaea erecta is the source of this 351-nucleotide messenger RNA. RefSeq lists its product as hypothetical. Bases 1 to 351 code for a protein of 116 amino acids. The record is from RefSeq and is a predicted model, not a curated record. NCBI's taxonomy places the organism in Eukaryota, Fungi, Ascomycota, Eurotiomycetes, Chaetothyriales, Herpotrichiellaceae. The transcript is spliced from 3 exons.